This is a messenger RNA of Meriones unguiculatus (Mongolian gerbil), 3063 nucleotides long. It is a transcript of the gene Sdr9c7, whose product is annotated as short chain dehydrogenase/reductase family 9C member 7. Gene Ontology annotation, molecular function: oxidoreductase activity. The coding region runs from base 34 to 1113 and encodes 359 amino acids. The record is from RefSeq and is a predicted model, not a curated record. NCBI's taxonomy places the organism in Eukaryota, Metazoa, Chordata, Mammalia, Rodentia, Muridae. The transcript has 4 exons.
GAAUUUCUUGCACCUGAGCUAAUUGCUGUGGCAAUGCAUCCACCUAUAAAAUUACAGAGCAGCACACCCAGGGGCCCAGCAUCUAUUGCCAACUCUCAGCAGCUCUCCUUCUCUGCUCUGAGGACCAGCCUAUCCUGCCAUUUCCUGGGCCCAUCUUGGACAUCGGCUACAAUGGCAGCCCUUACAGACUUCUCUUUUAUGUACCGCUGGUUCAAAAAUUGCAACCUGGUUCGAAACCUCUCAGAGAAGUAUGUCUUCAUUACUGGCUGUGACUCUGGCUUUGGAAACCUGUUGGCCAGACAGCUGGUGGACAGGGGUAUGAAAGUGCUUGCUGCUUGCCUCACUGUGGAGGGGGCCCAGAAGCUCCAGCAGGAUACCUCCUGCCAGCUGCAGACCAUCCUCCUGGAUGUCACCAAGACCGAGAGCAUCAAGGCAGCAGCCCAGUGGGUGAGGGACCAAGUGGGCGACCAAGGCCUCUGGGCCCUCGUGAACAAUGCUGGUAUAGCCCUGCCCAGUGGUCCCAAUGAAUGGCUGACCAAGGAAGACUUCGUGAAAGUGAUUAAUGUGAAUCUGGUGGGGCUGAUUGAAGUCACCCUGAACAUGCUGCCUAUGGUGAAGAAAGCCCGUGGCAGGGUGGUCAACAUGUCCAGUUCUGGUGGCCGUGUGGCCGUCAUUGGUGGUGGCUACUGUGUUUCCAAGUUUGGUGUUGAAGCCUUCUCUGAUAGCAUCAGGCGCGAGCUCCAUUUCUUUGGGGUGAAGGUCUGCAUCAUCGAGCCAGGGAACUACAAGACAUCCAUUCUGGGCCAAGAAGCUCUGCAAUCACGCAUGAAGAAGCUGUGGGAUCGGCUACCACAGGAGACCAGGGACAGCUACGGAGAGGACUAUUACAGAGAAUAUACUGAAAAGUUGGUUAACUUGAUGGACAAGGCACAUACGAGAAUCAGCGAUGUCACCAACAGUAUGGAGCAUGCUAUUGUCUCCAGGUGCCCCCGAACUCGCUACAACCCUGGUCUGGAUGUCAAGUUCCUCUACAUCCCCCUGGCUAAGUUGCCCACCUGUGUGACAGAUUUCAUCCUAAGCAGAUACUUGCCAAGGCCAGCAGACUGUAUUUGAACUGAGGAGUUCAAGGGGUGGCCAGAGGGGCUCAGGGGAGCGAGCAAGAAAGCUAUGGAAUCACAAGAGGCAUUAUUAAAUAUCUCGUGGGCGAGGACACCUGCUCACCUGCCACCCACCGCAGGCUGCGUCUCCUCCCCUCCGCCGGGGCCUCUAGAAACCUGAUGCCUCCCCUCUUGAUUUAGAGCUGCUGCAAAGGCUUCAAGUCAUCCCACCACGCAGGUACAAGUGGCCCUGAAAGGCCAAGGAGAGAAAAGCUGACUCCUGUUGAACAAGAAGCCGCUGCCACCUCUGUAAAACACCAUGGGGCGAUCUAGCCGUGGGAGUCUCAGCCCCUCCCCACAGCCCUCUAAAUAGGCACUGGUUUGUAAAUAUAUGAAACAUGUCAUAUGGUGGCCAGAACUGCCAAAGCAUAGCCAGAAAAUGUUUUAAAUACUUUCCUUUUCUUUGCAUUUUUCUACCUGGAGGAUAUUGGGAUCCAUAUAACACUCACUUCUUUAAGCACCAUUGAUUAAUGUUUCAAGUAUUUAUUGAGUACUUCCUACCUACCAGGUACUGAAGCUCUGGGGGUAUAGGAGGAAGAGGAGGAAAUAAUGAUCUUGGUUUUUUUUAUUGUUUAUCCUUUGUUUUUAUUUUAUUACAAUAGCUAGCAGCAGAGCUAGGACAACAAUAGAAGAGACAGAAACCAGAAAAUGAGAAUUCGAAGGACCCUGGAGUUACAAGGCAGUAGUUCCCACACUUGGAAGUGUAUCAUCGUCACUCAGUUAAUUAAAAUGCAUGUGGAAGCUGGAAGGUGUCUCAGAGGUUAAGAACACUUGUCGCUCAGAGGAUAUGGGUUAGAUUCCCAAUAUCCUCAUGGUAUCACACAACCAUCCAUUAUUCCAGUUCCAGGGGAUCUGGUGCCCUUUUCUGACCUCCCCAGGUACCAAGCGUGUAUAUAGUGUGCAUACAUAUAUGCAGGCAAAGACACUUAUACAUAUAACAUAAAUAAAUCUUUAAAAAAAUACACAUGGAAGCUGGGCAUGGUAUCUCAUUCUGUAAUCCCAACACUUAUGGGGCUGAGGCAGGAUUGUUGUGAGUUCAAGGGAAGGAUAGAUUAUGAAAUGAGACACUGUCUCAAGAAACAAAUAAACCUCAGGAAACAAACAAAAACUUCCCAUGAACCCCAGUGUUAGAAAGUCUGAUUCAAUAGGCUUGAGGCAGAGCCCAGAACUAUGAACUGUGUACCAAGGACCUAAAUGCACCUAUGCACCUGGAGCUGCUGACAGUCCUGCAGGAGAAGCAGCCACUGUGCUCAGAGUGGGAAGUCAUUUACCCAAGAUCCUCAGCUUUGUUGGCAAGCAAAUAGAACUCACGUAUCCAGAUUUCUUUUUCCAGCUACAGAAGAUUAACUGUAACAUCUUCAAAUAAGUCAAUGAACUAAAUAACAUAUUUUUUAAAAAACAGCUAUGAACUUCUGGGUUCCAUGUGCUUUUGCUUUUUCUGAAAAGAAAAACAAAAUUUUUUUUUGAGAUACUGUGUAUCAAAUCGAGAGCCUGAGCAUUCUGGCCAAGCAUUCCACCACCCAGCUACAUCCCCAGCCCUCCGAUUUUCAGUUUACCUCACUAAGAGCUCGGUCUGGCCUUGAACUUGAUAUAACUUUCUUUAUUUUUUGUUUGUUUGUUAGUUAGUUUGUUUGUUUUUGAGACAGUUUGCUCUUUGUAAUAGCCCUGGCUGUCCUGGACUCAAUGUGUAGACCAGGCUGGCCUGGAACUUACAGAGAUCCACCUGCCUCUGCCUCCCCAAGUGCUGGAACUAAAGGCAUGUGGCACCACACCCAACUAUUCUAACAUUCAAUAUUGCCUCAAACUCAUGAUUCUCCUGCCUCUGCUCCCAGAGUGCUGUGAUUAUGGACAUGUGCCACCAGUCCAACAACAAUGAUUAACUGUAAUAAUCAUGACUCCUUAUGCA